Messenger RNA from Xiphias gladius (swordfish), 1971 nucleotides. RefSeq names its product spondin 2a, extracellular matrix protein (gene spon2a). Lineage: Eukaryota; Metazoa; Chordata; Actinopteri; Istiophoriformes; Xiphiidae. The coding region runs from base 165 to 1160 and encodes 331 amino acids. Gene Ontology annotation, biological process: cell adhesion. The transcript is spliced from 6 exons. The record is from RefSeq and is a predicted model, not a curated record. Gene Ontology annotation, cellular component: extracellular matrix.
AAAGACGGAGGAUAGAGGGAUAAAGGCUGAUAAGGCUGCACCAGACAGCUGGCUACAGUAGAGGGAAAGAGAGGAAAGGAGAGAGAGUGUGAGUGGAGCUUUAUCCUCUCUGUGAUUCUGCUGCAGCUUCUCUCUGUCCCUGACUGACUGGUCCAACACAGACGAUGUCGUCAGAGCACCUGACCUGUGGUUGGCUGCAGCAGCUACUCGUACUUCUGAAGCUUUGCCUCGCUUUUGCUGGGCCUUUGCGACCACUCAAUGGGACCGAAUGCACGGCCAAGGGUCCUGCUUCCUACAUCCUAGUCUUUACAGGUCACUGGAGCCCACAGGCCUUCCCCAAGCAGUAUCCACUGUUCCGGCCACCUGCACAGUGGUCCAAACUCAUAGUGGUCAGCCAUAAUCGCCAUUUUCGUCUGUGGGAGGAGGGUGCUCCAGCCAGUGCAGGGGUUCAGAACUUUGCUGAACUCGGGGUGACGGUGGAGCUGAUGAAGGCAGCCAAGGAGGCCAGGAAGAGACGCACGGUGGGAGCCAUGUACCGAACGGCCGGCAUUCCUAAUGGCAUCGGGCACAGCUCCACGGAGUUGCUCAUGCAGUCCCGGAGCUCACUGUUGUCCCUGAUGGUGAAGAUGAUCCCCAGCCCUGACUGGUUUGUCGGCGUGGAAGGCCUAAACCUUUGCGAGGGCAGCCAGUGGAAACAGGAGGUGAGCAUUGACCUCCAGCCGUAUGAUGCAGGGACAGACAGUGGAUUCACUUUCUCCUCUCCCAACUUCCCCACCAGCCCCCCAGAAAACAUCACAAAGAUCACGUCUCAGAUGCCAAACCAUCCAGCCAACUCCUUCUACUAUCCACGCUUAAAGGAGCUUCCACCAAUUGCCAGCAUAAAGAUCACCCGACAGAGCAGAUCACCUGACCAGCAAACCCCAAUGUCCAAUCAUAUUCUGCCUAACUCUUUCAGUCCCCAGCGCUUCUCAGCGACACCACUGGACUGUGAAGUGUCUCUCUGGUCAUCCUGGGGUUUGUGCCUGGGUCCCUGCUCCAGAGGUGGCGUUCGCCACCGCACACGUUACAUCCUUUUGCGGCCGGCCAAUGCUGGCACCCCCUGCCCUGAGCUGGAGGAACAGGCUGAAUGUGUACCGCACAGCUGUAUGAAACUCCAGUAACCCACAGAAUGCACAAUCACAGAUACUGCCAGUAUUCGACUCUGGGACUCUCAUGUUAUUACUGCUGGACUGAGAAGUGUUGCUGCAUCUUGAGCAUCUCCUUGAUAAUGCUUGAUAAAGGAUUGCUUUGUCACAGCCAAAUUGUGGAAAUGUUUGCCUAAUGACUUGAUGCGUUAUCUGUGCAGCCCAUUAGUUUUAGAGCAUACACUCCUCAGGGUGUAUUUUAAUGAGUGAGUUUAUUUCAAAGUGUGAUUGUAGCGGAGUGUUGGACAGGUAUUAGGGUUAGAGAUAACACUACAAAUGAUGUUGGGUUAAAAAGUGAUUUUUAUAAAUUGCCAUGGAUGCAGAACAGAAAAAAAAAGACAGGAAGAAGCAUGACAUGUGUCCCCUCAAAGAACUGUACGAGACCUAUUAUGGUUUGUUCAUUACCAGUAACAUAUGUAUUUAAAGUGUAUGCUGAUAGUGGCAUACCAGAGUCACAAAUGUACGUCUUUAGCAUGCACACACUCUUACAUGUAUCCACACAUGUGCACACAGAAAUCUCCACACAAAGGUCCUUGCACAUACUGCAUACUUUUACAGGCGCGGAGGCAUUCGUUUACAUAGGUGACCUGUACAUGCUUUGCACAUGCAGCUCUUUCAAAAUAACCUCACACCGCGAUUUAUAAAUAUUACCUUUCACAAGAAAAAACCUAAGAGCUGACUUGAAGCAUAGAGCCAGUCUGAAGACGCUGGCCUAUUUUAUAACAAGAUGAAGGUUUUUAUAAAAAGAAUGAUAAAUAUUUGUUUUAAUAUCUCUUUUAAUGUUUUA